Molecule: messenger RNA, 1602 nt
Organism: Dufourea novaeangliae
Lineage: Eukaryota; Metazoa; Arthropoda; Insecta; Hymenoptera; Halictidae
Gene: Got2
Product: aspartate aminotransferase, mitochondrial
Exons: 8
Coding region: 62-1360 (432 amino acids)
Biological process (GO): biosynthetic process; L-aspartate catabolic process
Cellular component (GO): mitochondrion
Molecular function (GO): L-aspartate:2-oxoglutarate transaminase activity; pyridoxal phosphate binding
Source: RefSeq, a predicted model, not a curated record
UCCAGAGGCUGGAGUGGAGUAGUUCGAACGUUGGAUAGGAUUGUAUUUAAUUGUUAAUAAAAUGGCACAGAGCACAAGGCUCAUUGCAUUUUCCUCCGCGUGUAAUUUAUUCAAAAAUAGUUGUAAUGUUUCUUCACAUACAAUUAGAUCAUCUAGUACAUGGUGGUCUGGUGUAGAAAUGGGCCCACCUGAUGCAAUUUUGGGCAUUACAGAAGCAUUCAAAAAGGAUCAAAAUCCUAAAAAGAUUAAUUUAGGUGUUGGUGCUUAUAGAGAUGAUAAUGGCAAACCAUAUGUUUUACCAAGUGUUCGAAAGGCAGAAGAUACAAUUAAAAGCAAAGAAAUGGACAAGGAAUAUUCAGCAAUAUCAGGAAAUGCUGAAUUUUGUAAGCAUAGUAUUAAUUUGGCACUUGGUGAAGGUCAUGAUGUGAUUAAAAAUGGUUUGAAUGCUACUGUUCAAGGAAUUUCGGGUACAGGUUCACUUUUUGUUGGAGCAAAUUUUCUUUCCCGUUUUUUCCCUGGAAGUAAAGACAUAUAUGUACCAACACCUACCUGGGGGAACCAUGGUCCUGUGUUUAGACUUUCUAAUCUUUCAGUAAAAUCAUACCGUUACUUUGAUCCAAAAACUUGUGGAUUAGAUUUCAAGGGUUUUGUAGAAGACUUAUGUAAAAUUCCAGAAAAAUCCAUUGUUCUCUUCCAUGCGUGUGCACACAAUCCUACUGGUGUUGAUCCAAAACCAGAACAAUGGAAAGAAUUGUCAACACUAGUAAAAAAAAGGAACCUUUUCCCAUUUUUUGAUAUGGCAUACCAAGGUUUUGCUUCAGGAUCCAUAGAAAAAGAUUCUACAGCAGUUAGAAUAUUCCUUGAAGAUGGCAAUAAAAUUGCUUUAGCUCAGUCCUAUGCUAAAAACAUGGGUCUCUAUGGUGAACGUGUUGGAGCAUUUACAUUGGUCACAUCUAGUAAAGAAGAAACAGACCGUGUUCUUUCGCAAUUAAAGAUUUUAAUUAGGCCAAUGUAUUCUAAUCCUCCAAUCUACGGUGCCAGAAUUGUUAAUGAAGUAUUAGGAAAUCCCGAAUUAAAAAAACAGUGGCUCACUGAUGUGAAAGGAAUGGCUGAUCGCAUUAUUUCUGUUCGUCAAAAGUUGAAAGAUAAUCUUAAGAAACUUGGUAGCUCUUGUAACUGGACACAUAUUACAGAUCAAAUUGGAAUGUUCUGUUAUACUGGUCUUGAACCCUCUCAGGUGGAAAAACUUACAAAAGACUACAGUAUUUACCUAACAAAAGAUGGUAGGAUAUCCAUGGCAGGAGUAACAACAAAAAAUGUGGACUACCUUUCAAAUGCUAUGCAUGAAGUUACAAAGUAACUCAAUAUUUCUACGAAUAAUUCAAGAAUCGAACCACAUUCUGCCUUGUUAUAUUUAAAUAUAUAUCACACACAGAAAAAGUGGUAGCAUAUAAAUAUAAGUACCAUUAAGUCUAAUGCAUUUAAUCUUGCAUGCUAUUUUUAUAAAGUCACUGCAGGCAGUGUAGCCACCAACUGAAAAUUCUAAAUACAAUAUUCUGUUGUUAAUCUGUAUAUUCUAAUAAUUAAACAAUUAGUGUAGAA